Messenger RNA from Aspergillus uvarum CBS 121591, 1082 nucleotides. RefSeq names its product putative short chain dehydrogenase. NCBI's taxonomy places the organism in Eukaryota, Fungi, Ascomycota, Eurotiomycetes, Eurotiales, Aspergillaceae. The transcript is spliced from 2 exons. Gene Ontology annotation, cellular component: intracellular anatomical structure. The record is from RefSeq and is a predicted model, not a curated record. Gene Ontology annotation, molecular function: oxidoreductase activity, acting on NAD(P)H, oxygen as acceptor. The coding region runs from base 270 to 1082 and encodes 270 amino acids.
GUUGGUUCUCUCAUCGGUUGAAAGGGUUGGUCUCCGGCAAUUGUGGGGAAGCAACGGACUUAAGCUACCUCCGGCAAUUGUGGGAAGCAACGGACUUAGGCUACCUGGAGCUUCGGUCUACGGCCUCAAAUCCGGGUCUCUGUCUGAGCACGACCACGCACAAUAUAAUUUCCGAGUAUAUAGAAGUAUGCGAGCCCUUGCAACACGUAACAUAACACAUCUUCCCGUCAAGAAACCCUCGACCCUAAAACAUCCUUAAGGAAACAACGAUGACAUCCACCGUCGUCUUCAUCACUGGCGCCAACACCGGCAUCGGCUUCCAGAUCGUCCGCGCACUCAGCGACUCCCCGCGGAGCUACCACAUCCUCGUCGGCGCCCGCUCGUCUACCAAGGCCCACGACGCUAUCCAAGCCAUCCAGACCGAAUUCCCCAGCUCGUCGAGUACACUCACCCCGAUCAUCAUUGACAUCGAAGACGACGCAUCCAUCCAACAUGCCUACGAAGAGAUCUCGUCAGCCCACGGUCGGGUAGACGUUCUAAUCAACAAUGCAGGCGCAUCCUUCGAAUCCCCGGCCACCCGCGGUGACCUGACGUCCGACCGCGACCUCUGGAACAGAACCUGGAAUGUCAACACGACCAGCACGCAGAUCGUGACCUCGACAUUCAUCCCACUGCUGCUCCAAAGCGACGAUCCCCGUCUUCUCUUCAUCACCUCGGGGACCGCCACCCUCGCCGGAACCGAGAACCUUGCGAUCGCCGUCAACCGGGCCCCGACCGCGACCGGGUGGCCGAAACCCCACUCCGGGCCCGGGGUGGGCGUGCCGGCCUACCGCAGCGCUAAGACCGGGCUGAACAUGCUGAUGCGCGAGUGGCAUCGCAUCCUGCAGCCAGACGGGGUGAAGGUCUUUGCCAUCUCGCCGGGGUAUCUUGCCACGGGGCUGGGGGGUAGUCCCGCGCUGAUGAGGGCGAUGGGUGCCGGGGAUCCGGCGGUGGCGGGCCCGUUCAUUCGGGCGGUGGUGGAGGGGGAGCGCGAUGGGGAUGUGGGGAGGGUCUUAAACAGGGACGGCAUUCAAGAAUGGUGA